UAUAAUGCCACUGGGGUACAGUCUCCUGCUGCUUACUGCUACACUAAACAAUGGAGCGCCACAUACAAUGCUUACUACUAUAAUGCUAAGCUUUUUUUAGCUAGUCUUUUUGCACUAUUCACAAGGCAUCCUUCAAACCCUAGCUAUACCCCCCUCUUUUCUCUCUCUUGUCUCUUUUCUCUCUCUUGUCUUCAUUUGUACAAGUAUAAUUUUUGGGGUUCUUCACUUCAAUAUAUUCUGUAGACGUUACGUUUCUUCUCUCUCUUUCUAGAAAAAACUUGCAUGUACGCCAAAAAUGGCUUCAGCUUGCGUAAAUAAAAUGGGUAUGUCGCCGGAGAAGUUUCUAGAUUGUUCUCCGGCUGCGAAAUAUCACCAGUCCUUUGGUUGGCUAAGUCCAAGAAUGUCAUUCAGUAGGGACUUUCAGGACGAUGCUGCCGGCGACUCUUCCAAGGUUGCUGCCGGAGCAAAGCACACUUCUUCUUCUUCACCACAUAUUGAGAAGAAGAGUAGUGUUAAGGAUAAGGCAGAGGAAUUAGAUCCAGAAGUUUCCAAAGAUAUGGUAGCUGAUUUCGAGUUUCGACUUGAAGAUCCGGUGACUAUGUUGCCAGCCGACGAGCUCUUCUCCGACGGAAAGCUCGUGCCGCUGCAUCUCUCCAUGGUCCGCCCGACCACCACCACUAUUUCCGCCGGAGUUAGAUCGCCGGAUACACCACAGCUUCGAAUGAGAAAUGAGAUUUUGAUUUCGAAUGCAGAUCCGUACUUGUUCUCUCCUAAGGCGCCGAGGUGUACUACACGGUGGAGGGAGCUUUUAGGCUUGAAGAAACAGCAGCAGCAUCAAAACAACAACGCUAAGCAAGAAACACAGAGAACGUCUUCAUUACCUAGCAGUACUAGUGCUCAUAAAUCCUUGAAAAAUUAUUUUCAUCGCAGCUCUAAAUCCUUGAGCGCUUCUUUAGACUCGUCUCUUAACCAUCCGUUGUUGCAGAAAGACUCCGAUAACGAGUCCGUUUCAAUUUCUUCUCGAUUAUCACUUUCGUCCUCCUCUUCAGGCCAUGACCACGAUGAUCUUCCUAGGCUUUCCCUCGAUUCGGAUAAACCAAGCAAUUUCUCUGGAAAUGCAAUGACUAAUCCUCGCAGGGUACGAUUGGUGAAGCAUAGGGUAUCAUCGUCUGAAGCCGCGAGAGUGGGCCGAAGUCCAGUUCGUAGACAACCGGCCGCAGACUCUAGUAGUACUGUUACAACUCAUGCCCGAGGAGUCUCUGUUGAUAGUCCUCGCAUGAACUCGUCGGGGAAGAUUGUAUUCCACAGCCUAGAGAGAAGCUCAAGCAGUCCCAGCACCUUUAAUGGUGGGCCUAGGUAUAAGCACAGAGGAAUGGAGAGAUCUUAUUCAGCUAAUGUCCGUGUUACCCCUGUUCUCAAUGUUCCAGUUUGUUCCUUAAGAGGUUCUUCAAAAUUUGGAUUUCCUUUGUUUUCUUCUUCAUCCUCAUCAUCCCAACAGAAGAAAGAAGGCACAGGUUCUAAUUCCUAUAACACCAGGUCAAGAACAGAUCGCAUUAAGGAAUGAGAGUUUUAGGCUUAGAAAAGUCGGUAAUCCUCGCCCCUUUUUUCCGUUAGAUUUUUGAGGGUUGUGUUAUGGGUAUUUUCUUGAUUUUUCUGAUUCGACAGGCUUAGAAAAUUAUGUAAAUAUGCUCUUUCUUCCUUUUUGUUUUUGCUAACUCUGAUGGUGAAAGCUACUAAUGUUUUUGAAUUAUUCAACUUUUUGUGGGCAUUGAAUCUUUAUUAGUACUUUCAUAUGGUUUU
This is a messenger RNA of Nicotiana attenuata, 1800 nucleotides long. RefSeq lists its product as uncharacterized. The transcript has a single exon. The record is from RefSeq and is a predicted model, not a curated record. Bases 296 to 1564 code for a protein of 422 amino acids. Lineage: Eukaryota; Viridiplantae; Streptophyta; Magnoliopsida; Solanales; Solanaceae.